This is a messenger RNA of Myotis brandtii (Brandt's bat), 1260 nucleotides long. Its product is annotated as daple-like protein. The transcript has 4 exons. NCBI's taxonomy places the organism in Eukaryota, Metazoa, Chordata, Mammalia, Chiroptera, Vespertilionidae. The coding region runs from base 725 to 1120 and encodes 131 amino acids. The record is from RefSeq and is a predicted model, not a curated record.
AUCUGAACAAUAAAGAUUUAAUUAAAAAAAUAAAUUAAUAAAUUAAAAAACCAGAAGUCAGCAGAGACAGAUGAUGUGGGCCAAACAGAGCACAUCUGUGUUCAAAUUGAGUCCAUGAGCCUCUGCUCAUGUGAGCUUUCUGGUCUAAAUCUUCCCCCUGAUACCCAGUCGGGCAGUUAUGACGACGAUGAUGAUGAUUUCAGUGGAUUUACCUAAUACUCCCAAAUCUCAUAUUUUAUUUGUCUCAGGAGUGAAAUUAGAAAGGAGCUUGGAAUUGGGGGGAAGAGCUGGGCAUAGACAUACAGAUUUAGAGCAAAAAUGUUCUGAUUCCAUGUAUUUCAAAAGUAUUUCAGUCGAAGAGCCCUUUGUUCCAAGUCGGCAGGUCUGCCAAAGUCUUGCAUGGGAAGGAUUCUCACAGGGUGCUCUGCUGAAGAGGUGUCCGACCUGCCUGUCCUGUCUCCCCCAGCACAGAGUGGCAGCUGGGCUAGCCUCAUAGAACCCCAACAGACACAGUUUGAAAACCGCUGAUUUUGUUCAACCCUCAUUUACACACGGGAAAAACGGAGGCCCAGAGAGGUUGUGGUUUUGAUUAAGGUGCACACCUGUGUCGGAGGCUGGGAGUGCUCCUCAGCCCUUGGCCGUGUGACUCUCCACCCCCAGAGCCAACUUCUGGAACCGGCUGGUGAAGGGGAAGCAGAAUGAGCUGCGCACCCAGAGCAAAGACAUGCAAACGUCCCUAGAGAACCUGCAGCAGGAAGUGAGGCUCUGGCAGGCCCGGUACGAAGAGGCGAGGGACAACCUGCAUAACUUUGAAAUCUUGCUGAGGAAGCUGGACAGCCAGUGCGAGGCGUUCGUCUGUGUGAAGAAGAACUUGGAAGAGGAAAAGUAUAAACUCAGGAGCAGGAUUCUGACAUUGGCCAAGAGGAACAGGCGGCUUCUAAAAAAGAAUGUGGACAAAGCUUGGCACAUAGGAAAAGGGUAUUUCUUACCAACAAUAAUAGAAGAAGAGGAGGAAACAGUCGUGGAUUCCUGCGAGUCCCAGGAUACUGCUCCCAGGAAAUUGCGGCGGGCCGACUGCGGGGACCCGCCUGCCCACAUGGACCACGCUUCAUCGACUUAGGCUCCGGUCCGGGUCCGACCGUUACUGCCGAAAACGGAAAGCCUUGGGCGGGCUGCCGAUUGGACACCGCGCCGGAAGUGGGAACCGGAAACGGUGUUCGGUGCCGCCCGGGUUGGCUCCAGCAGCGGCGGUUGCAGCCG